UCAGUUUCUUACAUGGUAUCAGCCUUAUCUCGAUUCCCACCUCUCCCCACCUCCUGCUUCCGCACCUCUCUAGAUUCACCAUGGUGAGUCCGUCAGGAUCAUCCUCCUCGAGCACCAACCUUUUUGUUGAUCCCGCUCCACCCUCUGCCUCCUCUCUGGUGAUGCUCAACAUCCGAAGCCAUGCCUCCAUCGUCCUCUCUACCGAUGCAGGCAACUUCCGUCAGUGGCGUUCGUAUUUUGAACUCACCUUCCACAAAUUCGGCCUCCUCGAUCAUAUCGACGGCACGGUGGAUGCCGCCGCUAAGUUCGACGACCCCGAAUGGCUUCAAGUUGACGCCUGCAUCGUCUCCUGGCUUUACAACACGAUCUCCACGGAGAUCUGGAACGACGUCAACCGCCCCAACACCUGCGCCUACUCCGCCUGGACUGCGAUCAACAACCAGUUCCUCGACAACAGCCUUCAGCGCGCCGUGUACGCCCAGCAGGACUUCCAUAGCCUAUUUCAGGGCGACCUGGGCAUCGCUGAGUACUGCGGCAAGCUCAAGUGCCUCGCGGACACCCUCUACGACUGCGGCGCCCCCGUCUCCGAUCCCGCACUCGUCAUCAACACCCUGCGUGGUUUGAACAACAAAUUCAGCCAGGCGGUCGCUGUUCUCUCCACCAUGAAACCUCCUCCAACCUUCCUCUACACCAAGUCCUAUCUCCUACAGGAAGAGCACCGCAUGCGCCACUCCCAGAAGAUGGAAGCGCAGACAGCGCUCCUGGCGGCGGCCUCGACCGACCAGGCGACUCGGCCCACCGCUCCCGCCCCUCCAUCGUCCCCGGGGUCCACCAACAACACCUACGCGCGGCGCAAGAAGAGGACGACCAACGAUGGUCGCACUCGCCAGAACAACACAGGUGGCCAUCCGGUGCCUCCUGGCGGCGCGCCUCCACCACCGUGGGCGAUGACCCACAACCCGUGGCAAGGUGUUGUCCGGGCGUGGCCCAUGAAUGCCUGGCGGCCCAGUGUCCUCGGAUCCAGGCCCGGUGUCCACCCCGUGUCUUCUCCACCAACUCUCCCCCGAGGGCUACCUUUUCACGAACGAAAUGAAUGUCAAGCUCGACAUGCUUGGUCCGGCGAUGAUGUAUCAGAUUUUCUGUGAGGUAAACUGCAGAUACAUUGUCACAAUAGAUCACCGUUGCUUUGUCGACGACGACGUGGAGUUCGUGAAGAAGAUUGCGAAGCCAACAGCACUCCGCAGCAGCGUUUGCGACGGCCCGAUAUUCUGCUUCGGCACUUGAUCGCGAUGCCGUGGUCUGUCGUUUGGACGACCAUGCGACGAGAGAAGCACCGAGGAACACGCAGUACCCAGACGUCGAACGUCGAGUGUCUGGGCAUCCUGCCCAGUCAGCAUCGGAAUAUGCCGUCAGUGUUGUCGAUGGAGUAGCCGAGAUGGUGAUGCCGGUGUCGAUGGUGCCGCGUAGGUAUCGCAGUAUGCGCUUGACAAGGUUCCAGUGGACGUCGCGAGGAGCAUGCAUGUGGAGGCACGCGUGGUUCACGCCAUAGGCUAUGUCAGGGCGCGUGAGAGUAAGUACUGAAGUGCUCCAGUGAUGUUGCGGUAGAACGUUCCGUCUGUUGCAGGUUAGUUAGGAUUGAUCGGUUAGCAGUGAUCGACUACAUGUAUAAAUACUUGUACAUUGAACACAUAAUGA
This is a messenger RNA of Zea mays, 1695 nucleotides long. RefSeq lists its product as uncharacterized. The coding region runs from base 81 to 1145 and encodes 354 amino acids. Lineage: Eukaryota; Viridiplantae; Streptophyta; Magnoliopsida; Poales; Poaceae. The record is from RefSeq and is a predicted model, not a curated record. The transcript has a single exon.